Trematosphaeria pertusa is the source of this 690-nucleotide messenger RNA. RefSeq lists its product as uncharacterized. The record is from RefSeq and is a predicted model, not a curated record. Lineage: Eukaryota; Fungi; Ascomycota; Dothideomycetes; Pleosporales; Trematosphaeriaceae. The coding region runs from base 68 to 379 and encodes 103 amino acids. The transcript is spliced from 2 exons.
UCGAUCCUCUACACGCUUAUUGCCCUGCGCUCUAUCCUCAGUCAACACGCACCAAACAACCCUCAAGAUGACCGCAACAAAAGUAAUCACCAUCCUAGCCGGCGUCAUCGGCGUCCUAGCUCUCGGCGUAUACCUCUUCGGCAUCCCACCAGAGAUGAAGCGCAAGCUUGAGCGCUCGGCCCUCAAGACCAUGGGGGAGAACAAGAUGUCCUAUAUGGCCAAAGACCAACUCUCCAAGAUCCCCGCCUCAGACCAAGAGGACGUCAAGCAGUUCAAGCAGGGCCUUGGCAAUGCCGUCGGGGGAGGCUUGAAUAACCCACUGGGCGAGCAAGCCGGUGAAACCGCGGACAAUUUGACCAGUCCGUUUACCGGUCGCUAAUUGCCUUCUCCAUUGCAGGUCGCGUCGCGAGCCAAGUCUGGGAUUCGAUGCAGGACCUGUCGAGGGACGCGUACAAGCGGGUCUCUACCAUGACGCGGAAUGCGAAGGAGUCGGCGGCGCGAAAGACUAACGAGUCUACGACAACACAAACGAAGCACGAAUAAAUGGACCGGGCGUCUUAGUACCGGUUGGGUAAUGGCUUUGCGUUCCUUGGAGGGUCGGACUUGGUACAUUGAUAUUCCGGCGGCAUUGGGUAUUCGGCAGUGGAUACGCAUUUCCUAGGUAAACCACGAAACAUCAUUCUCCUUCUA